UUCGAAUAAUUUAAUCAUCAAGUAUAUUAGCUGCCGGCUACUUACAACGUAAUGUACUUAAUUACUAUUUGGAUUUCCCUUCGGCAUAAACAGCGAGGGAAUAUAACAUAAAAAAUCCCAGACUUUCGACACAAUAUACUACUGAUCGUAACACAAUUCUAGAGGGUCAAAAAGUUAGAAAGUUUGGACCUUGAGACAAAGACCUGGUGGAACGUCGACUCUGCGUCUCAGGGUAGCCAAAGCCUACUCAGAAUUCCCUAAACGCGGAGUUUUGCUAAGUGGGGACGCUGAAAGGCUAGGGACAGACAGGAAGUCCUCAGGCGAAUUCGCCAUUCAGAAACAGAACCGUGACUUCUUUCACCUCCAGCGAAACAAACGGAGGUGUUACAAUCCGCUGUAACAAACGGCUAGCGCCUUGCCGCAUCAAACAAUGGACUUGGAAAUCAGUUUGCGACCACGCAUCUACGCGUCUUCUGGUAAACGAGGCAGUGAGGUCCAACGGUACCAAGGACAGAAUCGUAUCUCUCGGGGAUCACUGCAAACGCCCGCCUGCAGCGGAAGAGUUAUCUCGCGAGACGACGGGUCCCCAAAAGGCACAAACCUAGCGCCAAGGUUGGCUGUGAAGGUAGAUUCCAGGGUGCGGAAGUGGAUUUGUGGUGCGACCUCUAACCGCUCAGAGGUCAACCCCCAUUCGACACCGAAAACUAGGCCUUGCCUGCUAUGGAAGGGCAGCAGGGGCAAGAAAGCCCCGCAACCCUAGCACUCGCCCAGGCUCAUUUCAACAAGGGCGACUACGCGGAGGCCGAAGCGCUAUACUCCGCUUACAUUCGCCAGUGCGCCUGCGUGUCCUCCAGCCGCGUGAGUCCCGGGAGCAAAUGCAGCCCUGAGGAUUUGGCUACUGCAUAUAACAACAGGGGGCAAAUCAAGUACUUCAGGGUUGAUUUUUAUGAAGCCAUGGAUGACUACACAUCUGCCAUAGAAGUCCAACCCAAAUUUGAAGUUCCGUAUUACAACAGAGGGUUGAUACUGUAUAGGCUGGGGUAUUUUGAUGAUGCUUUGGAAGAUUUCAAGAAGGUAUUAGACUUAAAUCCUGGAUUUCAAGAUGCUACUUUGAGCUUAAAACAGACUAUUCUAGACAAAGAAGAAAAACAAAGAAGAAAUGUUGAAAAAAAUUGAAAUGGUUAAUUCCUUACAUCUGCAUCGUUAUCAGUAAUUUAAAAUAGAUAUUGAGCUAUUUUGAUUUAUAUUUAAGAAAUUAAUACAUUAGCACUGAAAGUUAAUGUGUUUAAGGUAGUUAAUUUCAGGUUUAAUGGUUUUUUUAUGAAGUGUAAAUACCAAUGUAUAUGUGUAUAUUAUUAAAUAUUACAGUAAAAAGGAA
Molecule: messenger RNA, 1378 nt
Organism: Callithrix jacchus (white-tufted-ear marmoset)
Lineage: Eukaryota; Metazoa; Chordata; Mammalia; Primates; Cebidae
Gene: TTC32
Product: tetratricopeptide repeat domain 32
Molecular function (GO): protein binding
Source: RefSeq, a predicted model, not a curated record